GGGAAGUGCGCGCGGCGGCGCAGCGUGGUGGCCUGGACGCUCUGCCCGCGCUCGCUCGCUUUCUAGCUCGCGGGGCGAGGGUGUCCGGCCGCCCGUCCCGGCGGGGACCGGGAGUCCCCCGCCUCUGCCUCCUGCGUCGGGACCCGGAGACACCCCCGCCUCGGCCUUCUGCGGGCCCCGGCGCACCAUGGCCCGCGCGGCGCGGCCCCGCCUCGGGCUGCUGUGCCUGGCCGCGUGCGCGCUGCUGGGCGCGGGGACCGAGGCCGACUUCUCCGUCCUGGAAGAGGCGCGCGUGCUGGCCGGCCAGAUGCGCAGGCUGGCGGCCGAGGAGCUAGGGGUCGUCACCAUGCAGCGCAUAUUCAACUCCUUUGUUUACACGGAGAAAGUCUCCAACGGAGAAAGUGAAGUUCAGCAGCUGGCCAAAAAGAUCCGUGAGAAGUUCAACCGGUACUUGGACGUGGUCAGUCGCAACAAGCAAGUCGUGGAAGCGUCCUACACGGCACACCUGACGUCGCCGCUGACUGCCAUCCAGGACUGCUGCACCAUCCCGCCCUCCAUGAUGGAAUUCGAUGGGAACUUUAAUACCAAUGUAUCUAGAACAAUUAGUUGUGAUCGACUGUCUACAGCUGUUAAUAGCCGGGCCUUCAAUCCUGGACGAGACUUAAAUUCAGUUCUCGCAGACAACCUGAAAUCCAACCCCGGGAUCAAGUGGCAGUAUUUCAGCUCGGAAGAAGGGAUUUUCACUGUGUUCCCAGCACACAAGUUCCGGUGUAAGGGCAGCUAUGAGCACCGCAGUAGACCCAUCUAUGUCUCCACCGUGCGGCCACAGUCCAAGCACAUCGUGGUGAUGCUGGACCAUGGCUCCUCGGUCACCGACACGCAGCUGCAGAUCGCCAGGGACGCUGCGCAGGUCAUUCUCCGAGCCAUCGACGAGCACGACAAGAUUUCCGUGUUGACCGUGGCAGACACCAUCAGGACCUGCUCGCUGGACCAGUGCUAUAAGACCUUCCUGUCCCCGGCCACCAGUGAGACCAAAAGGAAAAUGUCCACCUUCGUGGGCAGCGUCAAGGCCUCAGACAGCCCCACGCAGCACGCGGCGGGGUUUCAGAAGGCGUUCCAGCUGACCCGAAGCACCAACAAUAACACCAGGUUCCAAGCAAACACGGACAUGGUCAUCAUCUACCUGUCAGCCGGCGUCACAUCAAAGGACUCUUCGGAGGAAGAUAAAAAGGCAACACUCCGAGUCAUCAAUGAGGAAAAUAGCUUUCUGAACAACUCUGUGAUGAUCCUCACCUACGCCCUCAUGAACGAUGGGGUGACCGGUCUGAAGGAGUUGGCUUUCCUGCGGGACCUGGCCGAGCAGAACUCGGGGAAGUACGGGGUGCCUGACCGCAGCGCCCUGCCCGUGACGAAGGGCAGCAUGAUGGUGCUGAACCAGCUGAGUAACCUGGAGACCACAGUGGGCAGGUUCUACACCAACCUUCCCAACCGCAUGAUCGACGAGGCCGUCUUCAGCCUCCCCUUCUCCGAUGAGAUGGGAGAUGGUUUAAUAAUGACCGUGAGUAAGCCCUGUUACUUUGGAAACCUCCUGCUGGGGAUCGUGGGGGUGGAUGUGAAUCUGGCCUACAUCCUUGAAGACGUGACCUAUUACCAAGACUCCCUGGCAUCCUACACAUUCCUCAUAGACGACAAAGGCUACACGCUGAUGCACCCGUCUCUCAGCAGGCCGUACCUACUGUCCGAGCCUCCCCUCCACACAGACAUCAUCCACUAUGAAAACAUCCCUAAAUUUGAGUUGGUUCGGCAAAAUAUCCUCAGCCUCCCCCUGGGCAGCCAGACCAUCUCGGUCCCGGUGAACUCCUCGCUGUCCUGGCACAUCAACAAGCUGCGGGAGGCGGGGAAGGAGGCCUACAACGUCAGCUACGCCUGGAAGAUGGUCCAAGACACAUCCUUUAUUCUGUGCAUUGUGGUGAUACAACCGGAAAUACCUGUCAAACAGCUGAAGAACCUCAACACCGUGCCCAGCAGCAAGCUGCUGUACCACCGCCUGGACCUGCUGGGCCAGCCGAGCGCUUGCCUCCACUUCAAGCAGCUGGCCACCCUCGAGAGUCCCACCGUCAUGCUCUCGGCUGGCAGCUUUUCGUCCCCCUAUGAGCACCUCAGCCAGCCUGAGACCAAGCGCAUGGUGGAGCACUACACCGCCUACCUGAGCGACAACACCCGCCUCAUUGCCAACCCGGGGCUCAAGUUCUCUGUCCGAAAUGAAGUAAUGGCGACCAGCCACGUCCCAGAUGAAUGGAUGGCACAAAUGGAAAUGAGCAGUCUGAGCACUUACAUUGUCCGCCGUUACAUAGCAACACCGAACGGCGUCCUCAGAAUUUACCCUGGCUCCCUCAUGGACAAAGCCUUCGAUCCCACUCGGAGACAGUGGUAUCUCCAUGCAGUGGCGAACCCAGGGUUGAUUUCGCUGACUGGCCCUUACCUGGAUGUCGGAGGAGCCGGCUAUGUCGUGACUAUCAGCCACACAAUUCAUUCCUCCAGCACGCAGCUGUCUUCCGGGCACACUGUGGCGGUGAUGGGCAUUGAUUUCACACUUAGAUACUUCUACAAGGUUCUCAUGGACCUCUUGCCGGUCUGUAACCAAGAUGGAGGCAACAAAAUAAGAUGCUUCAUCAUGGAGGACAGGGGCUACCUGGUGGCACACCCGACUCUCAUCGACCCCAAGGGACACGCGCCAGUGGAGCAGCAGCACAUCACACACAAGGAGCCCCUGGUGGCCAACGACAUCCUGAACCACCCCAACUUCGUGAAGAAGAACCUGUGCAACAGCUUCAGCGACCGCACCGUGCAGAGGUUCUACAAGUUCAACACCAGCCUCGUGGGGGACCUGACCAACCUCGUGCACGGCAGCCACUGCUCCAAGUACAGACUGGCGAGGAUCCCGGGCACCAACGCAUUCGUCGGCAUCGUCAACGAGACGUGUGACUCACUUGCCUUCUGUGCCUGUAGCAUGGUGGACCGGCUCUGCCUCAACUGCCACCGGAUGGAACAAAACGAAUGCGAAUGUCCGUGUGAGUGCCCCCUAGAGGUCAACGAGUGUACUGGCAACCUCACCCACGCGGAGAGCCGGAAUCCGAGCUGUGAGGUCCACCAGGAGCCGGUGACAUACACAGCCAUCGACCCCAGCCUGCAGGAUGCCCUGCACCAGUGUGUCAACAGCAGGUGCAGCCAGAGGCUGGAGAGCGGGGACUGCUUCGGGGUGCUGGACUGCGAGUGGUGUGUGGUGGACAGCGACGGCAAGACCCAGCUGGACAGGUCCUACUGCGCCCCGCAGAAGGAGUGCUUCGGGGGCAUCGUGGGGGCCAAGAGCCCGUACAGGAACGACAUGGGAGCCAUAGGUGACGAGGUGAUCACGCUGAACAUGAUCAAGAGCGCACCCGUGGGGCCCGUGGCCGGGGGCAUCAUGGGCUGCAUCAUGGUGCUGGUCCUGGCCGUGUACGCCUACCGCCACCAGAUCCACCGCCGCAGCCACCAGCACAUGUCGCCUCUGGCGGCCCAAGAAAUGUCAGUGCGUAUGUCCAACCUGGAGAACGACAGAGAUGAAAGAGACGAUGACAGUCACGAGGACCGAGGGAUCAUCAGCAACACACGCUUCAUAGCCGCCGUCAUGGAGCGCCACGCACACAGCCCCGAGAGGAGGCGGCGCUACUGGGGCCGGUCGGGGACAGAAAGUGACCACGGCUACAGCACCAUGAGCCCCCAGGAGGACAGCGAGAAUCCGCCCUGCAGCAGCGACCCCUUGUCCGCCGGUGUGGACGUCGGCAACCACGAUGAAGAGCUGGACAUGGACGCCCCGCCGCAGACCGCAGCGCUGCUGAGCCACAAGCCCCACCACUGCCGCCCGCACCACGCGCCCCUGCACCACAGCCACCACCUGCAGGCGGCCGUGACAGUUCACAGCGUGGACGCCGAGUGCUGACCUCGGCGGGCGCGGGGUCAGGCCGCCGCGGGAGACCCCGAACCCGUGCCAGCGCAUGUGCUGGGGACUCACUUCUGCCUGUGCACACGUGCUGUCGGGGAGAGGACAGAGCCCCGCGGGGGAGGGCGCCGAGCUGGCCUAUCGGGCCCCUCAGACAGAGCCGGGGCUAGGUGAGGAUGAGGCAGGCAGUGUCCAGGAGCCAGCGCGGCCCUCAACCAGAAGAGGGCACGAGUCCCAGCCCGAGAGCAGCACUGGCCGGUGACCGCCGGAGCCGUGUGUCCCUCCACCGCUGUGUGGGACUCACACCCAGCCGCGACGACGAUGCAUCUCAGAAUUUCUAAGUAAAGGAUUAUUUUUCUACUAUUUAUUGAACUUUUCAAACACUCGGACUUCGGGGCAAAGGCAAGGAAACAGGCGAGAUGUCCACAGCGGUGCCACUGUUGUGUGUGCCGAGCAGGCCUGUGCUUCGGGUUUCCGCUUCUUAUUUAAGUCGUCCUCAGCCGCUGCUCCACAGAGUGGAGAUGCAGAAAGCUCGCUGUCUGACUUGUCCUGAGUUCCCCGGAAACGAUCCAUAACGCAGUGCUGUUCUCGGAGCCGGGCCGAGGGAGGAGUCCCAGCAGUCUGAAGAGAUGUCCCGCUUCUUUGUCCUUUGUCCACACUUCCCAUUCUCGCCCUCUUAGGUUUCAGCAAAAUGUAAACCCCAGCCCCAGCCUUCCCCUAAGGGGGGUUGGAUUUAUUCUCCUUGUUUUAAAGACGAGGCGUUUUAAAAUGUCCCGUUUCUGAGGAUUGAACACAAAAGGGAAGGUGUUUUAAAAUUGUUAAAUUUGGGUUCUUAAUUAAAGAUUUCUUUUGAAAUCAUAGUGAAAAGCUGCUGCCAGGUAUCCAGGAAGUCAUCCACCAAACUGCUUCCGGCUCAGGCAAGGACCAACCACAUCUGGCUGCCGCGCCCUGGCACUGAUUUUAAAGUAGUUUCUGAUUACAGUGAUGUGCUCUAUAUUCACAUCUUGUGACUCAAAUAUGUUAUAAAGACAUUCUUGCACCGUGCGUGUGGUAAACCUCCAUUUAUAUGUAGUUGGGGAAAAAAAUUCACUGAAUAAUGUUUUAAUGAUAGGGUAUUAUGAUAUAAUGUAAAAAACUGGUCCUUGAGCAGUACAGGACGUGAUCUAUGUAUGUGCUCUCCGGAAACCCCUCCUACUGUGUAUAAAACUGCAGUCUAGUGGAAUAAACUGUAUGCAGCAGUCAGUUGCAGUGUGA
Molecule: messenger RNA, 5233 nt
Organism: Heterocephalus glaber (naked mole-rat)
Lineage: Eukaryota; Metazoa; Chordata; Mammalia; Rodentia; Bathyergidae
Gene: Cachd1
Product: cache domain containing 1
Cellular component (GO): voltage-gated calcium channel complex
Molecular function (GO): voltage-gated calcium channel activity
Source: RefSeq, a predicted model, not a curated record